Eucalyptus grandis is the source of this 1473-nucleotide messenger RNA. RefSeq lists its product as uncharacterized. The coding region runs from base 183 to 1103 and encodes 306 amino acids. The record is from RefSeq and is a predicted model, not a curated record. Gene Ontology annotation, cellular component: dynein complex. Gene Ontology annotation, molecular function: dynein light intermediate chain binding; dynein intermediate chain binding. Gene Ontology annotation, biological process: microtubule-based process. NCBI's taxonomy places the organism in Eukaryota, Viridiplantae, Streptophyta, Magnoliopsida, Myrtales, Myrtaceae. The transcript has 2 exons.
GCGGCAGAUCUAGAGACGCACAUCAUGUCCGCAUCCAGUGAACCCCACCUCGUCCCUCCCGUCGCUGCCCACACAUUUUCCUCUUCCCGACAUAAACAACAGCAGCAGCCGUUUCUCUCUCUUCCCCUCUCUCUCUCUCUCUCUCUCUAUCAUUCUCUCUCUACCCACCGGCAGCACCUUCCAUGGCGCACCACGCCAAGCACCGGCGCGAUUUGGCAGCGGCGGAGCUCCAGGCCCGGACCCAACCCACCGUCAGGAAGCACCCGAAGCAGGCCCUCAUCGCUGCCGCCGCCGCCGCCAGAGCCGUGAUGGUCGAAGACCACCCAGAUCCCACCGUCCCCUCCAGGCCCCUCGACGUGCCCAGGAUCGCGGUUUCCCAGAAGCCCGCCGCCAAUGCGAGCUACGCGGCGUGUAAAGACAAGUUCUUGCAAGCCAUGGCCUUGAAUAAAUCUGCAGACUUUGAGGCUACCAAGUUCUCUCCUUGCUCGGUCGCCGCCAGGCAAGGGAAGGGGAAUCAAGAAGUGGGGAGGCGUGGGAGGAAGACGAAGGGCGAUUGCGCGGCGAAGGUGAAGAAGUCGGCCGGGGAAGGUGGGGCGGUCGAGAAGGAGGAGAGCAAGGUGAAGGCGUCUCGAGAUGGGAUCGACGCGGUCAAGUUCGCGUCUCUGUCGUUGGAGGAGAAGGAGUCGAGGAAGGGCCCCGAAGAGGGUGCGGAUGGCGGGAGGAGGAAUUCGACGUCCUCGGCGGUGGCGGCGGCGAGCGGCAGGAGGAGGCGGUCCUUCGGCGGCGUGGAGGUUGAGCUGAGCGAUGUGUUCGCCAGCAGCGGAGUGAGAGUUGUUGCGGUCGACAUGCCGCCCUUUAUGCAGAUUCAUGCCGUGGAGUGUGCGAGGAAGGCCUCCGAUAGCCUCGAGAAGUUCAGCUGCAGGGCGCUUGCUUCCACCCUCAAGAAGGAGUUUGAUGGGGUGUACGGACCUGCUUGGCACUGCAUUGUGGGGACAAGCUUUGGGUCUUUUGUGACGCACUCGGUAGGGGGGUUCAUGUACUUCUCAAUGGAUCAAAAGAUGUAUGUCCUCUUGUUUAAAACUACAGUACAGAGAGCAGAUUGAAGUGGGGUGGCUAGGGGAAGCAGAAAAGGGAAAAAGAUUGGAGAGCUUCUUUUGGGUUUAGGGAACUCUUGUGAGAGGCUAUAAAAAAGCUACACGCAAUGCCGUCCUUUUGUAAAUUGUACAUUAAUUCUGAUUUACAGGAGUUUGGGAAAUGGCAUUUGCCCUUUUGCUGGUUUCAUCACUUUUCUUGUGUUGGAAGUAAAGCUUUUCCUAGUGAGUGGGCUCACUUGAUGGAAGGGUGAAGCUGAAUCUCGAAGCCAUUGCUUUUGCUCGCUUGUCGUGGGAUUUUUACUGGGGGACAAGCCACAUGGAAUAGGAAGCUCUUUAAGUCUUCCAAUUUUCAUUGAAAUUUGACUUGGCUUUCUAGCUU